AUGAGGUGGGAGAACCAGAGCAGCGUGUCUGAAUUCCUCCUCCUGGGGCUCCCCAUCCGGCCAGAGCAGCAGGGCGUGUUCUUUGCCCUGUUCCUGGGCAUGUACCUCACCACGGUGCUGGGGAACCUGCUCAUCAUCCUGCUCAUCAGGCUGGACUCUCGCCUCCACACCCCCAUGUACUUCUUCCUCAGCCACUUGGCCCUCACUGAUGUGUCCUUUUCGUCUGUCACUGUCCCAAAGAUGCUGAAGAAUAUGCAGACUCAACACCAGUCUAUCUCCUAUCCAGAGUGUAUUUCACAGAUGUAUUUUUAUCUACUCUUUGUUUGUGUCGAUAACCUUCUUCUGGCAGUGAUGGCGUAUGACAGAUAUGUGGCCAUUUGUCACCCACUUCAUUAUAUCACUAUAAUGAAGAAGGAGUUGUGUGUCCAGCUAGUGACUACGUGCUGGGUAUUCUCCUGUUGCGGUGCCCUCUUACACACCCUCCUCAUGGUCCGGCUGUCCUUUUGUGGUAACAACACAAUUCCUCACUUUUUCUGUAGUCUUUCUAUCCUACUUAAACUUUCCUGCUCAGACACUUCUCUCAAUGAGCUGGCCAUAUUCACUGAAGGAGCUGUGGUUGUCAUCUUUCCACUAAGUGGCAUUGUGAUAUCUUAUGGUCGCAUUGGGGCCUCUAUCUUGAGGAUUCCUUCUACCAGAGGCAUCUGCAAAGCUUUGUCUACCUGUGGUUCCCACCUGUCUGUAGUGUGUCUAUUCUACGGAACAAUUGUAGCACUGUAUUUUUCCCCCUCAUCAAGCAACUCCAAUGAGAAAGAUAUUAUCGCCUCACUCAUGUACACAGUAGUGACCCCCAUGUUGAACCCUUUCAUCUACAGUCUAAGGAACAGAGACAUGAAAUUGGCUUUAGGAAUUCUUUUCAAAAGCAAUAUUAUUUUCUCCAAGUAA
This is a messenger RNA of Elephantulus edwardii (Cape elephant shrew), 942 nucleotides long. RefSeq names its product olfactory receptor 1J2-like. Gene Ontology annotation, biological process: G protein-coupled receptor signaling pathway. Lineage: Eukaryota; Metazoa; Chordata; Mammalia; Macroscelidea; Macroscelididae. The record is from RefSeq and is a predicted model, not a curated record. Gene Ontology annotation, cellular component: membrane. Gene Ontology annotation, molecular function: G protein-coupled receptor activity; olfactory receptor activity. Bases 1 to 942 code for a protein of 313 amino acids. The transcript has a single exon.